GUUUUUUCUAUGACUGACAAUGAGAGCGGUUGACUUGACUGAACCUGGUUUUGAUUGAACGUUGUUCAAGCUUUACCAGUUUUCCAUGAACACUCAAGGAGCCUCAUCGUCAUCAUCACCACCUUCUUCUUUAAUACCUCGGUGGAAAUAUGAUGUGUUCCUCAGUUUCAGAGGCAUGGACACCCGCUAUAGUUUUGCAGACCAUCUGUAUGCUGCUUUGAUAAGGAAGGGCAUUUUCACCUUUAGAGACGAUGAAAAACUUGAAAGAGGAAAAUCCAUUUCCCCAGAACUCUUGAAAGCAAUUGAAGAAUCGAGAUUUGCUGUUGUCAUUCUAUCAAGAAACUAUGCAUCCUCGACAUGGUGUUUGGAUGAGCUUGCAAGGAUUGUCAAAUGCAGGGAAGACAUGGGACUGAUAGUUCUGCCAGUUUUUUACUUUGUAAGUCCACCUGAUGUUCGGAAUCAGAGGGGAACUUUUGAACAAGCCUUUGCAAAACACAAAGCAGAUAACAUACAGGAGGUAGAAUCAUGGAAGAAUGCUUUGAGAGAAGUGGCUAAUCUCUCCGGUUGGCAUUUACAGGAGAGGAAAUAUGAGUCAGAAGCUAUCCGAUAUAUUGUGGAUAAUAUUCUACAAAGAUCGAUGUCAAAAUUCUCAAUCAUUACCAAAGACUUGGUAGGAAUAGAUUCUCCAAUGGAGGAAUUGAUCACUCCAUAUUUAGGUCUCGGGAACAGUGUUUGCAUGAUAGGGAUUUGUGGCAUGGGGGGGCUGGGAAAGACAACUCUUGCUAGAGUGAUUUAUGAAACAAAAUGUAACCAUUUUGAAGGUUCUAGCUUUAUUGCUAAUAUUAGAGAAGUUUCAGAAAAGCAUGGUUUGGCUCGAUUACAAAAGCAGCUUCUUGCACAAAUUUUGGAGGAAAGCAAUAUAGAUGUAUGGGAUGUUUAUGAUGGAGCUAACAUGAUCAAGAAUAGACUACGUCAUAAAAAAGUUCUACUUGUUCUAGAUAAUGUUAAUCAAUUGGACCAAUUAGAAUUAUUGGCUGGAGAUCAUUGCUGGUUUGGACUGGGAAGUUGGAUCAUCAUUACAACUAGAGAUGAACAUUUGUUGGUCCAACAUGGGGUGCAUAAUAUAUAUAAGCCUAACACUUUAAAUGAUGAUGAUGCUCUGAAACUUUUUUGUUUGAAAGCCUUCAAAAAUGGGAAACCCGAAGGAGAUCAAAUGCAGCUCUCCCAGGAUGUUGUAUACUAUGCUUAUGGUCUUCCAUUAGCUCUCGUAACUUUGGGGUCCUUUAUGGUUGAAAGAACAAUGGACGAGUGGCAAAGUGCAGUGAAGAAUUUGAAAAAAAAUCCCGAAAGAAAAAUAUUUGAUACACUUAAAGUAAGUUACGAUGGACUAAAGGAAAUGUGGAAGGCGAUAUUCCUAGAUGUUGCGUGUUUCUUUAGAGGGAAGAUGAAAGAUCGAGUAAUAGAGAUAUUAGAGAAUUGUGGUUUUGACGCAACAAUUGGUAUAAGAGUUCUCACGGAUAAAUCUCUCAUAACUAUAGAAAACAACAAAUUGUGGAUGCAUGAUCUACUACAAGAAAUGGGUUGGGAAAUUGUCCGUCAAGAAUCAAUUGAAGAACCAGGGAGGCGCAGUAGAUUGUGGCUUCGUGAGGAUUUGUUGCAUGUAUUGAUGAACAAUACGGCAACAAAAGCAAUUCAAGCCAUAGUCCUAGACUCAUUUGAAGGGGAUGAAGCAUGCAGGAAACUUGAAGCCUGUCCUGAAGCUUUUUCAAAGAUGUGUAAUCUUAGAUUGCUUAUAAUUGAUAAUGUGCACAUUCCAAAUGGCCUCAAUCAUCUUUCCAAUAACUUAAGAUUUCUUGAAUGGCAUGGGUAUUCUUCAAAAUGUUUGCCAUCCAGUUUUCAAUCAGAAGAGCUUGUUGAACUUAAAAUGUGGUUUAGCAAAAUUGAAUAUCUAUGGAAAGGUGUAAAGUACUUAAACAACUUAAAACUCAUUGAUCUUGAACUAUCCAAAAACCUUAUUAGAACACCUGACUUCACAGGGGUUCCGAGACUUGAGAGACUAUGUCUUAGAGGUUGCAUAAAUUUGGUUGAGAUCGACCCAUCUAUUGGACAACUCAGUAGGCUUACAGUUCUAAAUUUGGAAUUCUGCCGAUCUCUUACCAACCUUCCUAGCAACAUGGAUAGUUUAAGAUCUCUUGAAAUACUCAUUCUUUUGGGAUGUUCAAAACUUGCCUACCUGCCAGAGAACUUAGGGAAAACCGAACAUUUGAGGGAACUUGAUUUGACUGGAACUGCUAUUAGAGAAGUUCCCUCUUCCAUUAGUUUCUUGAUAUGUCGUGGAUGUGAAAAGCAAUUUUUUAAGUCAAGGCUUGAUAGUGUUUUCUGCGCUCGCUCUUUAAAAUAUUUAUCACUAUCUACAAACAAGCUUGUCUUUGCCCUACCUGCAAGCAUCAGUCAACUUCAGAAAUUGGAAGUUCUUAAUUUGAGCAACUGCAUUCAACUUCACUCAUUGCCAAAGUUUCCAUCAAAUGUGAGACACAUAAAUGCUGAAGGCUGUUCUUCCCUAGAACCAUCACCAGCACUUCUUAGUACGAGCAAUUUGUUACAACCAUUUAUUUCAUUUUUUAAUUGCUUCAAGUUAGUUGAAUAUAAUGAGGACAUUGAUGGUCUGGCAUUUGCAAUACUGAAACAUUACCUAAAGGGACUCAUGUACCCAAAAAUUGGAUAUAGAACUUCUGACAAAAGGAAAGAUAGAUCUGGAGAUGCAUUCAACAUCAUUAUUCCUGGGUUUGAAGUUCCACCAUGGUUAACCCAUCAAAGGUUUGGGUAUUCAAUAAGCAUAGAGCUGCCACCAAAUUGGUGUAAUAGCAGGUGGAUGGGAUUUGCUUUGUGUGCAUUUUUCAGAAUAAAUCGUUCUUGCUAUUCAAGUGAAAGAUAUAGUCUUAAAGGUCACGUGAUAGCUCUUGGUGAUACGCCUCACGGCCCUCACCGUACUUUUGAAGUUGUCAUUGGGGAGACAUCCUUUAAGUAUAGUGUGGGUCAUCUUUGGCUAUUGUAUUUGUCUCGUGAUGAUUGGCCAGCUACAGGUUGGAAUUAUCAAUGCAGUCGGAUUAAGGUUGUAUUUGACACCAAUAGCCCAAGAGUGGAGGUGAUCAAAUGUGCAGUCCGUUUGAUAUAUGAGCAAGACGUGGAAGAGUUCAACCUAACAAUUGCACAAUGCAGCAGUAGCUGCAUCAAUACUUCUGACGGUUGGGAUUAUGUCCACCAUGAAUUUGAAAAUUCAGCAGUAGUAAAGGCUGCCAAAUUUAAGGCAACCUAUGAUGACAAUAGGGAGGCAGAACCUAGUGCAAGUUGGAGCUUUCCUGAGGAAACUGAAGGAGCAAUAGGCAAAACAAAAGAUGAGGAGGAGAGUAUAAGUGAGCAAUUUAGGUGGUCAAAACAAAUGCAAUGUUUGAUAAUUGAGAUACUUGCUAAUGAGGCUACUAAAGGAAAUAAGCCAUCCAAUACAUUUAUGCCUGGAUCAUUCGCUCUAGCAGGCCAAGCAAUUAGUGACAAAUUUGGGGUUGAAUGCCAACCUGAACAUGUGGAAAAUUGUCUUCAAACUAUCAAAGGCAUUUGGAGAAGCAUUACACAACUUUGUAACAGAAAGAAUUGUUUUAGAUGGGAUGACAAUUUGAAAAUGAUUACGUGUGAAAAGAAAGUGUUUGACGAGGAAGUAAUGGCACAUCCUGAUCAUGACCAGUAUUUGAAUAAAAAGAUUGAGAUGUAUGAUGAGAUGGCUUUGCUUUUUGGUAAAGACACAACAAGAUGGAGUUCUGCAAAGUCUUUUAGUGAUGUUGAUUCAGAAAAAAGGAUUGUUGACUUGGAGUCCAAUUGUAAGGACAUUAUUGAUUUUGAGAAGGCGUCAAAAGGGAAACAAGUUAGUUCUUCAAACAUAGCUUUCUCUCAAGCAAGGUCUCAUAGAAAAAGGAGUCGUGCUAAUGUCAACCAAGAUGCUAGUAAUGAUAAGUUUUCCAAACAACUUGGAAAGAUUGAGUUAGCAAUAAAAAAACUCAAAAAAGAUCAACUUGAUGUGAAUGAGCUUUAUGAAGAAGUUAUGAAAAUAAAAAGGUUUGACAAAGUUAUGCUUGAAUCUGCUCUUGACUAUUUGGUAAUUAAUGAAAGGGUAGGAAGGGCAUUCAUGGCCAAAAACACUAGACUACGAACGUUGUGGUUAGAAAGUUUCUUUAACAAAAAUGGUGGAUAUGGGAAUUAGAUGGUAAUGUUUUAAAUUUGUACAAGGAUCUGAACUAAUAAAUCUUACGGAGUAUUAGAAUGAUGGAAAUGUAAGAUGGUUAAACAUUGAUGAUUGA
Messenger RNA from Quercus lobata, 4349 nucleotides. Its product is annotated as TMV resistance protein N-like. Gene Ontology annotation, biological process: defense response; signal transduction. The record is from RefSeq and is a predicted model, not a curated record. Gene Ontology annotation, molecular function: ADP binding. The transcript is spliced from 8 exons. Lineage: Eukaryota; Viridiplantae; Streptophyta; Magnoliopsida; Fagales; Fagaceae. The coding region runs from base 86 to 4252 and encodes 1388 amino acids.